UGAUUGGCUGGGACGUUAUCUCAUGCAUCUUCAAAAUGGCGGAACACAUGGGUUUGGGUGAUUUGGGAGUGGAAGGAGUGAUGGGUGCUGCGAGUGCAUUAUCUGCUCCAGCUGAGUCUUACAUUAACCAGCCAGAGCUUGAGAUGGAGUGGGCCAUGAAGGCAUACGAACAUGCAGAGACAUACUUCAACUUACUGUGUGCCGUAGAUCCGAAAUUGCUUCGUUUGACGCCUCAUGACGACGAUGUUUACACGAAAUUGAGGGAGACCUUCCCUGAUCUAAACGUGGGCAGGUUGCAAGAAGAUGAAUUAAAAUCUGCAGAGGCUAAGGAGAAAUGGAGACCUUUCUGCAAUUACUAUGAAGACAAAAUUCAGGACUUCAACUUUGGUACUCUGCUACGACUAGACAGCACGUCAGACUAUUCUGAGAAAAACUCCAUUCUGGUGACGAGGAUUCAAUUCUUUGCUGUGGAGAUUGCAAGGAAUCGGGAAGGAUACAACUCUAAGAUUCGUGAGCUGUUCAAGCCAACGCCGAAAACAAAGUCGUGACGGACAUGGCCACACGACUCGCCAUGAUUGUGUUGUUUGUAAAAUUUAUAUGUACUCUCUGUGACAAAGGACUUCAUCUUUACAAAGGAUGCCGUUUUUGCUGUUUAUCUUUUAAAAUAAUGUUAAUGCCAUUAUAUUAGAUGUCAUCAUUUGACAUUGUGAAUUUUAUGAUUUAUUGUUAAAUUUAUUAAAGCAGAAAAUUUACUGUAAACCUGUCAAACAAUGACCUCUUCAAUGCAAUAUCGUUCUAGAAUCUCAAUACAAAGCACAGAUUUCACAAUAAUACCCGUACCAUGCUUAAAUAUGGCAUAGGUUUCAAAUUUACUGAUUUCCAAGACAUACAGAUUUGUCACUUAAUCCCCUCAAUGUCUAUCAACAAGAGGUGUAAUAUAGCCAAAUGUACUGCACGAACAGGGUUCACACAGAGUAGAAUAUAAUGGUAUAGAGUAUAGACUAUAGACAUGACAAGUAUUGCAUACUAUAUGACCACUUAACAAAAACUUGCAUGAUGUAAUAUGAUGAAGAUGCAUGUUAUACCCUACAGCUACAAGGGUCAGUAUUAUACUGAUACGUCAAAAAUCUGAUAUAUAUAUACAGUUACUACUGUAUGUGAAAUAUGCAUUUACGUAUGACAGCUGUAUGAAGUUAUGUGAAACCGUACAAAUCUAGCUCGAUUAGUUAGUUAUUUGUAUUGGUUUUAGUUAUUAUUUCCUACAGGGGGCAGUACAGGAAUCGUGAACAUAUCGUUUGCACUGUUUUAGUGUAGAUUAUGUUAUGUGAUAAAUAUAACUAUGCAGGUACUCAUCCA
Molecule: messenger RNA, 1356 nt
Organism: Priapulus caudatus
Lineage: Eukaryota; Metazoa; Priapulida; Priapulimorpha; Priapulimorphida; Priapulidae
Product: protein PBDC1-like
Exons: 6
Coding region: 36-548 (170 amino acids)
Cellular component (GO): cytoplasm
Source: RefSeq, a predicted model, not a curated record